Molecule: messenger RNA, 559 nt
Organism: Rhagoletis pomonella (apple maggot)
Lineage: Eukaryota; Metazoa; Arthropoda; Insecta; Diptera; Tephritidae
Exons: 2
Coding region: 186-488 (100 amino acids)
Source: RefSeq, a predicted model, not a curated record
UCCUUGGACCACCCUGCAUAAGUAUUUAUAGAAGAAAAAAGAAAAACGAAAUACAUGAUUUUGUUGAUACAUUUGUCUCGCAAAUACAUAUUUGUCAGAAGUUGUGUUAAACUUUUUAAUGAAAAUCAACAAAUACGAGUUCCCCGACACCUUUCACGUAACACACGAAGCGCAAUACCUCUGCAAUGAUGAGCUUCAAUGCUAGUAAUCAAACUUCGCCACGAUUCAAGCGCCACGAACAUUUUGCCAUGGAUGUCGCUAAACGAGUUUGCACCACCCUUAUUACAUUGCCGCAGGAUCAACGUUGUUCCUAUAUUGAAACUUCCGCCUCCUGUCAAGCGAAUGUUUACUUCAUUAACUACGCGCAUAUCAUUUUUUGUAUGCUGGAAGUAUCCACAACAAUCGGAGCCGUAUUUGCAUCGCUCGCACUGCUCAUGGUUGUGGCGCUUGGCUUCACUAUAUUAGGUGUCACAGCAGAUAUAUUGUAAGUUUAUAAUGAAGAAGUUUUUGUUUUUUUUUUUUUGUUUUGUUAUUCAAUUAGCAGUCAUUCAACGAAAUA